This is a messenger RNA of Porites lobata, 24947 nucleotides long. The record is from the annotation of a GenBank genome assembly. NCBI's taxonomy places the organism in Eukaryota, Metazoa, Cnidaria, Anthozoa, Scleractinia, Poritidae.
AUGGAGGAUCAAACGAAUAACGAAGUCAUCGAAGCUGUGGAGAAAGGACUGGAGAAAAUGGAAAAUGAAGGAGUCUUAAACGGAAGUGAUUUUACCAAGCCAUGGAGAUCAAGUGAGUAGUUACUAAAACAAGGAAUGACCUACAAUGACCUACAAUGACCUACAAUGAUCUACAAUGAUCUACAAUCAUCUACAAUCAUCUACAAUGACCUACAAUGAGCUACUAUGACCGAACGUGUAAUCCCUGUAAUGAACUAAACUGAAGAUUUUAGAAAAAGACAAAAAAAAAAAAAAGAUCAGGGAACGUGUGUCGUAGUUACGAAAGCAAGGAAUAACCUACACUGACCUACAAUGGCCUACAAUGACCUACAAUGAUCUACGAUGAACUACUACGAGCUACAAUGAGCUACUACGAGCUAAAAUGAGUUAAAAUAAGCCCUACAAUGAGCUACAAAAUGACAGACAAUGAUGUUUGUCGUGUGUCACGCUUGGACGUGACACUAGGCUCAUGGUAUUCUUCGUUUUCACUGUCACGCAAUAAACACGGCACAAAAAAAUACAUUUGAAACCGUCCAGUGGAAGAAGCCAAGAAAAUGAAAUGUUAUAGAAGACUAAUAUAUAAACAAUUUGUCCAAAUCUCAGGUCUUUGUGGCCCACAGUUUCUGAGUUAGUUGCCGAAACAUUUCACGCACCUUUGUAGAGCUUUGUAUGGAGACGCCAUAUUGGUGGACAGAAACUGUCCACCAAUAUGGCCGCCGGAAAUCAACAAAAACAUCUGGAGUUCACUUUUUCUAUAAAAGCUCCUCCUUUUCACUCGAGAACUAGCAUACUUGCGCAUAAACAUAUCUUCUAAUACUUGAAAUGGUUAAACUGCUGAAAAUCAAGCGGAGAGACUUUUUUCAAGGAGAUAGCAUUCCUUUUUUGGUGUCACGCAGUGUGAAAACUCGGAAGUUCAAACUGCUGUAUUUUCGAAAUGAAACAUGCUUCGGGGCUGGAAACUUGUACAAAGAUUUAUUUCCUAUUAAUCUUCAACCUAGUGUAAAUAAGAAUUCGUAAAACCUCGCUUUUUUGACUUUGCAAUCUGAUGACGUCAGCGUGAAAACCAUCAAUUAAAUUGCCAAGCACAUUUUGAAAAGGCAAAACAAAAAUUGUGCCUGAUCUCAGGUAACUUGAGAAACUUGAAAAUAGAUUAUUGCAAUCGCGUUUUCACCGGUAUAGCACUAUUAUACGCUCUAUUGACGGAAGUCAUGAAAGCACUUCCUCAUUUGGCCUAGAUGGGUAUGGGCCGCUGAGCAGGAUAUGGAUUUUACUAUAUAGCGUUACAAACAGAGCAUCCUGGUGGACCGGAAGCCAUUUAAAGGGUCUUAUGAUGUCUUAUACAGGCCAGGGUACUUAAAAAAAUGAACAAUUUUUCUUUUGAACAGGGUCAGAAUUUGAAGGCCUCCUUUGUUCACCUGUACCCUUACGUCCCUUGAAGAUCCCCCCGGAACGACUGUUGGGGUGACUGUGUUUGUUCAAUUUGUUUGAAAAAAAGACAAGACAAAAUAAAACUAAUGCGAAAGGUUGCAAGGGAUGGUUUGGACAAAAGUCACAGUAUCAUCAUACAUGUAUUAUUACACUGUAAAUUUAUCUCCAAGCGUAAUAAUUAGAGAUGCUGUCAUCGUUAAAUGGGCUGUCAUGCAGUAGACUAAACGCGUUACGUUUACGCACACAUGUCCCCUGAUCUUUUUUUUUGUCUUUUUCUAAAAUCUUCAUUUUAGCUCAUUGCAGGGAUUACACGUUCGGUCAUAGUAGCUCAUUGUAGGUCAUUGUAGAUCAUUGCAGAUCAUUGUAGAUUAUUGUAGGUCAUUGUAGGUCAUUGUAGAUCAUUGUAGGUCAUUGUAGAUCAUUGUAGGUCAUUGUAGGUCAUUCCUUGUUUUAGUAACUACGGAUCAAGUGAUGUGAUAUUUCUGGUGGACGACCAAAGGUUUUACGUUCAUCGCUGGGUCCUCGCAAUGUGGUCUCCUGUUUUUGAAAGAAUGUUUACUUCGAACUUCUCAGAGAGGAAGGAAACUGAAAUCUCAUUUCCAAACAAAGCGAGCGCUGAAUUCAAAGAAAUUUUAGUGAUGGUUUAUUCCUGUGCAGAGUCGCCAGCAGUGACGAACGGCAAUUGCUUCUUCUUACAAGUAGUAAUAGUGGCUACAAUAGGUAUCAACCAAUCAGAGCGCAGCAAAGUUUCUCUCGACCAAUCAGCAUCGCGCAUUUGGCCCAUGUGACUUAUGUGACGUCACAAUGCCCAUAUAUGGUCAUAAAAUUCACGUGACCCCAUAGGAAUAAAGAACACGCACACACAAGAGUUGAAUUCACAUUCUUGGCAUAGUUUUAAUGAACCGCGUGAAACCUGGUGACAAGCGGGACGUGUGUGACACCCUAGUGAUAUCACGCCCAUUUUUUUUUUUUACAUUAAUGCACGAAAUCGAAAAAAGGUGUUUGCUUCAUGGCAGAAGAAGUCAUAUGACUGGGAUGAGGCCAUUUGAUGUAGUGGUUGAAACCUGUGUAUGACCAUGGUUUGAGGAAAGGGAAUUUGAUCGUGGCCAAAGUGACUGAAACGAAUUGAAUAGAGGAAUGGUUAGAUCCAAGAAGCAAACUGGAUGAGAAACAGCCGACCAUUGGCACGCACAAGGCGAUGGUUUAGGGUCCAAUGAUUGACUGGAAAAUAAAAAACAGACCUCGAUUACAAGUGGGACGUGUGUGACACCCUAGUGAUGUCACGCCCUUGAAAUGUUUGUUUACAAUAAUAUUCUAUUAAAAUCCAGUCUUGAUUAUAAUCAAAAUGGUCUAGGAUCCAGUGACAGGCUAAUAAAAAAUCAAUAUCUUAGUUUGAGCAUCCAGGAACCAAUGACAUACUAAUAAAAACGAAAAAAUUAACGCUUUAGUUGGAGCCAAUGGAAUUUGUUGGACCCUCUAAGAGCAUCUAAGAACCAUUGACAUACUGAUGAAACAAAAAAAUCAACGUCUGAGUUUGAACAAAUGGAGAAAACUAGACCAUCCUUGAUGAUUGACAAUGCAAAGUUUAUGAGGGAUAGGCCAGCUUCGAAAAAUCAUAAGAUCUUGAAUAAGCCAAUGAGAAUCUAAUGAAGAACGAUAGAAAGUUGAUGAGGGAUGGGCCAUCCUCGAAAAAUCAUAGCAAAGUCAAUGAUCCAAUGGGAUUCUAAUGAAAAAAAUAAUCAUUUGAACGAAUGGAGUACGUUGGUCCUUCUUUGAGGAUAGACGAAUCAAAGUCUAUAAGGAUUUUAAGGAUCUCAUCAUCUAGCAUCCGAUGAGAAUCUAAAUGAAAAAAAUGAGAAUGAACAUCCAGCAGGGGUGGCGCCACCAUGCAGACCUCCCCCUGCCGGGUGUUCAAAAAUCCCAUCCUGUGCUUUCUAAAAUAUGACAUCCCCAACAAGGUUCAUGGAGGGUGUUCACGUGACGUGAAUACGUCCAACAGCGUUUGCACACAAAAUACAACUGCUUCAUCAGAUAAGCAUGGUAAUAUCUGGUGUGAUUUUCUAUUAUCUGGGCAGUGGCUGAAAAAGGCAAGGGAUAUAAAUAGCUCGUAUGACAAAACGAGUAUCUGAAACGAAAAACAACGGAUGGGUGUUAAUCACGGGGUGGAUAGCCCAUCCCUUGCAUCAACUCACACCAAUAACAGGGCACAUCUAAAUCGCGCACACGACGAAAAUUUAAAAAACAACGACAACAGAGUAAUUUGAGGGGUCUUGGAUAAGGUGGAAGGAAGUCCCCUUUUCCAGUGUACCAUUGCGUGACACUGCUACAAAAACACCAGGCCGCGGAAGUACCAUGAACCCUGUGGGUGCUGAGAAUUGUGUGCGAAUCUACGAAAAAAAUUAAUACUCGGUCUUCAUGAGUAAGAAAGCAAUACGGUCUCGGAACCAGCAACUGUUGUAGAUAUGACUAUGUGUUUCUAAAAAAAUUCAAUAAUAAUAAAUGUCUUUGGUAUCUCGUCCAAGUAAAAAAGCCACACAAUCUCGGAACCAGCGACCGCUUUUGAGGUGUCUACAGGUAUCUAAAAAGCAGUACCAUCACAAAACUGAGUGAAUUGUCGAACACUAUGAAUAUGGUAAUGGUGUUGCAAGGAAAGGAUCCACCCCCAUUCUUCUAUGACAGAAAUCACAUCUGAAAACCAUAAAGGCCAAUCACAGAAAUCACAUCUGAAACGUUUUAUGAAGACUGAUUACACAUUGAACGGGAUGUAUCCAUCCCCCAUACUCUGUUAACGUGACUAAACGUUUCAUGAAGUUGGAUUACGCAUUGGACAGUGCUAUAAUGACAUCGUAAUUGAAUGGGUCGUACCCAAUCUCCAUACUGUGUCAACGUAUAAUGAAAGCCUACAAAGAGGUGGAAAGUGGACGAAUCAGGAUGCGAAAAAAAGGAGAGUUUAAAGAGGACACUCUCGGAAUCCACUGUAAGUGAUGACGUAACAGGCAAUGUGUGCCUGUGAAAAAAUUAACUAAAAUUAAUCCUCUAAAAAAUCCAAGGCCGCCAAAUCCGGUUCACCCACGAUACCCUGGGACCGUAAAAACGAAUUAAUACGAAACGUCAUACGUAACGGAAAAUCAUCCCAAUCCCGAUAAUUGGGGUCCCCACUCUGCACAUAGUUCACAAUCUCAUCUUCAGUGAGGGACCCCACCCUACGGCGAGCAAUCAGGUCAUCCAACCUGAAUCCGUCCAUCAUCCGUUCACAAUGAUUACACACUCCACCAGGGGUGGGAUGGGCGAGCCACUGGUAUAUAUGGCACACGGGUUGGUUCUCUACAUACUCCCAAGAAUCUGACAAAAAAAAAAAAAUCAACACGAACAAUUUGGCACCCAGAACCGUGCGGCCCAAUUGAGUCUAGCACGUCGAGGGCAAAGACAUAGAUGGACAGGCCACAGCACGGUGCGUAGAAACUCGAACCCCUUGAAUACCUCUAUGAAAAAUCAAAAAAAAGGUAUAAGGAAAAAAGGGACCCACACCCCAAAAAAAAAAUGAAACAAUGACACUCACCAGCCAUACGGCGGCGAUGGACCUCAUGGUCUAAUUUGCGGGCGAUCGGGUGGUCCCAUGGCAACGUUUUGGCCCAAUUCCGCAACUCUUCAUGAGUACAGCGACGGAACAGCGCGCGAAAACACUCGUGGCCCAUCGGCAGGUGGUGUAAAAUCUUUAACAUGUCGAAGAGGACAGCAAUAGGUACGGAAAAUAACACGAUCGACUGCAACGAACUCACCAUGUUGAACAGGACAACUGAUCAAACUGGAAUGAGCUCGCAUGGAGCGCGCAACGGGAUUUAGAGACUUGAUGGGAGGCGCUGAUUGGUGGAGAGAGAUCAUGUGGGAGAAUUUGACCAGGAGAGGAAACUCUAGGGGGUGCCCCCCAUGGGUACACCUUUUUAGGGUGGAUGCCAAGUCCUGGCGCGAGUAGGCGAUUGGCCACAGAAACCCAUGAAUAAAGGAAACAGGGCAGAGAGACUUCAUUCCAUGCUUGACGUUGUUUUCAACAUGGACUGCCGUGGACUUGUUGAUCCCAGAAAUAAACCGUUUGGCCGCGUGUUGCCCCUAGAAGUGCAAGUCAAGAUUAUGUUUUGGGUGGAGUGUUUUUACACCAUGGAUAAGAGAAAGAAGGUGGUGCGAGAGAUCAAAAGUUUACCCUGUUGCUCUGUCACAGGCUUUCCUCGACACCUAGGUGAGGGUCAAUGGUGGAAUGAAGUGAUUGUACGUCUACAUGCCCCCCGGACCAAUGGCUGCCACCAUUGCCAUCGUAUACACGAUCACCGGUUGUCGGUAAGUAAUUGUUUGAAAAGUCCCUUUUUUUUGUCUUGGUGACCCGAUGACUGACAUGGUUUUGGUUUUUUAGAUUGGUAUGUCAGUAGAGAUGUCGCGCCCCAAGCCGAACUUGGACAAACUCAUGAACGAGGGAAUAGCCUUCAUCAUUGAUCAGUUUUAUGGAAGGUUUAAGGAGCAUCCUGUGGGUCAACGUCCGGUUAUGAUUGGCCAAAGAAAGCCCUCCUAUGACACCGUGGACAAAGUGAUGAACAGACUGGACUUGAUUUACAAAGUCAUGAAUGCCAUGGAUUUUAUUUUCAUGGAUGUACACUAAGAACAUUAAAAACACGUGAUUUAUCUAGAGCCAUGUUUUUUUUUUCAUUGACGUUUGAAUAAAGCUUCCAGGGUGGGAUAGAGGACUGGGUCUUCUUCUCGGGUGCCGAUAAUGGCCGUCUUGUCUUGGAGGGUGGGUAACGCGAUUUGGGUCUCGGUCAUGUCGUCACAAACUUGAUACUCUUGGGAGGUGGGAUUCCACCAAGACCAUUGUUCUUUAUCCACAUCAAACACAUAGAGGGGUUUGCCUAAAAGUUGGGCCAUGACCACACCCCAUCCUGUACCACCCAACAGAUGCUUGCCGAGUUCGUCAAAAUGACCCAAAGCGAGGACGAGGGACGCAGGCUGGAUGACGUAAUAAUUGCGUUGAAUAUACUGGAGGCUGAUGGGAUGAUGAAUUUGUCGACCCAAUCGAAACGCCACCUGGGUGACGGUGGGUGUGGCCGCAUCCAACUGGGACUGGGUCAAGGGCGUGAGGGCCUUGGAUCGAGGGUGACAGGGUGGGAUAAAGACCACACAAGUAUGACCAUACAAGUGACAUAAUCGUUCCACAUGCGUGUCCACGCCUUUAGCACCGCCUGUGUAAAUGAGCAUGGUCUGAAAAAAAUAAAAAAAAAAAUUCAGUGUUUAUGAUGAGGGAUGGGCGUCCAAGCCCACAUGGUAUGCGGUUCAUCAUCAGCGUACAUCAGGGGUACAUCCCAUUCCCGCUGGGUCACGGUUUGUUCCAAGACAUGUAAGACGCUACGACAAUCACUGCAAUCAUCCGGGAUCCAAUCCAGUCCUUGACCGUUGGCAAACGCCUGGUCUUUGGCCUCGGUACAAUAGUUGCAUAGCAGAUAGUCUAAUAAUCGAUCACACCGUUUUUGCCACAACACGCGUUGGGCGUUGAUUUGCGUGAGGGUGGGAAGGACAUGGGUCUGGCGACGUAACCAUCCACUCAUUUGACAGACCCGUACAUGGGCGCAAUGAUCAUGCCAGAUACCACUCCCACGGGCUCCAUGAGAAUGAUCCUCACACCAAUUACGACCAUGAUCGUGGUGAGCCAUGACAUUGGCGGUGGCAAUAGGGAGAUUGGCCAAGUCCCCACACCCCUGCCCUUCUAGGACCACGAGAGGGUAGGCAAACGGGGGCUCUUGCAACAUUUUAGUCAGCCCAUUGCGCGUGUGAACCCCGAUCCGAUUCCGCUGGGGGGUGAGAUGCUGUUGACACCAACGGGUGAUAUCGUCUCGCAUUUGUUCGUAGGGAUGAAAGUCUUGACGAUUGUACGCUGUGUAGGGUUCGAAGGGCAAGCCAUGCACGGUCUGGGUUUGACGAUCGACGCGUGUCCGGGCCUCCUCGGAUAAUGGAUGGUACGACACGCCUAGGGGUAACAAAUAUUUGAUCAAGCCAUGAUGAUGCCCCGUCCAAUCACAAAACGCCAGUUCGCGAAUAAUGUAUUCGUCUCGGGAAAGGGCAAACCCCUGACUGUACACCAAAAGACCCACUUGAUGGAGCGUCAUACUUACUGUGUUGGUUUGACUGCAAUGAAUGAGAGGGGUGUUGGAUGCCUCGCGGGUUUUAUAGCCACUAGAGUGGUCGCUGAUUGGUAGAGACCCACAUCACACCACCCUCACGAGAUCCCAGGACGAGUCCGGAUUGGUAGAAAAAAGAUCGUAUGAGCAUCACGAGGGACAUCACAUGAGGCAGGAGGAGGGGCUAUAAAAGGCCGAGUGGACGCUCCCUGGAACUCAUUCGUCCAGAUGAAUCGUCAAGCCACUCAACCUGCCGCAGUGCCUUCGGGACGCAAACGACGUCGCGUCAGUAAGAAACAAAAACAAGAGGAGGAGGAGAAAGCCCAAGCGCGAGCUGCACAGAUGAAAGCGGAUCAUGAUCAGGAGAUGGCCGAGCUCGGGUUUUCCCGAGCUGAACUCGCAGAGAUGAAAGCCAAACAACCCCCUGCCAAUGAACUAGUGAUCGCGCUCGAUGCCUUGCCUAAAGCGGUGGACCCACUGCCCACACCCUCUCCCACCGAUCAAUCCGUGAACGCAUUGAUGGAAGGUACCCUGAAAGACUAUAAAGAAGAAUGUGUAGCAGAAGGGACGUUUCAUUCAGAUCCAGCCACCGAAGUGGGAGAAUGGGAUAUCCAGGACAUAGACCAGAUGGAUACCCAGUUCAACCAACUCCUGUAUGAAGUGUGCCCGUUUCAUCCCCAUCAAUUCAUUCAAUGUGUCAACCCCCAAGCCAGGUUUGGUCCCCUGAGAUUCAAGUGUCCCCAACCAGGGUGUCCAGUCUAUUUGUUUGAAGACACGCGAGAAAUAAUGAUGGAGGCUUUAAAAAACGACACGCAUCCUCAAGUCCAUGCCCGUUUGAAACACGGAGAGCUCAAGUGCAAGUGUGAGUUUGUUCCCAAGAUGAAAUUGAGUCGCACGGCCAAAAAUCGUAACAAAGUGUUUUUCAGUUGUGGGAGCUUUGUCCCUGGGAGAGACCCCUGUGGCUACUUUCAAUGGCUCCAUGGUCCCUUGUGGUGCCCCCGUGAGCAAGCGCAACCGACCCUGAGACGAUGGGUGAAAGACACACCCCCUGAGCUCCAACACAAGCUUAUGAAAGACCCCGAGAAAGAGAGACCCUGGGGCAUGCACGCUGUAGAGAUGCGUUAUGGUGAGAGGCCAAACCCAGUAAUAGAAAAGAUGAAGUAUGAUCCGUGGAUGAAACAGUUUGGCGAGUCGAUCCAAGCCCAAGAGCAAGAGUUUGAGAGAAGGCGCCAUUUGCAUAAGAACUUUGGCAGUUCGUGUUUGUUUUGAAAAAAAUUCAUGUAGGUGAAAAAAAACUAUUAAAGACAGAAUUGGACUCGAAUCCUGUGUCAGUGUCUUGAUGUCGUUGCCACGCGCUUACGAAGAUCCCCGAGAACCGGGGGCCUUGGGUGGGGUCCAACCCUUUGCCCGAGCCCAUAAAUUGAAAACCCCGCAAGCGCAACAGAUUCUUCAAUCCGUGUUGAGCUAUACGCUCCACAAACCCCGACGGACCCGAUUUCCCACCACCCCCACGUUGGUCUUUGGCCGAGACGAACAAUGGCAGAUGGAUUUAGUGGACAUGCAAAAACUCAGUCGGUGGAAUCAGGGGAACAAAUAUUUGUUAACGGUCAUCGACGUCCUGUCCAAGUAUGCCUGGGCCGUGCCCAUCAAAUCCAAGAGUGCCGCCAACAUGAUCAAAGGGUUGGAAGCCAUACGCCGACGCGCCUCACCACGACGACCCCUCCGCGUGCAAACGGAUCAAGGCCAAGAAUUUUUGAAUCGCCAGGUCCAAGCCUGGUUCAAGAAACACGACUGGCAUCAUUUUUACACGUAUGGAGAUAGCAAGGCCUCGGUGGUGGAACGAUGGCAUCGUACCUUGAAACAACGCAUGUACCGGUAUUUCACCGCGCACAAUACGUUACGGUACGUGGAUGUGUUGCAACCUUUGAUCUAUACCUACAAUCACACGUAUCAUCGCAGUAUUGGGUUGGCGCCGCAUCAAGUCACCUUUCGAAACGAGUCCGAGGUAUGGGAUCGACUCUAUGGAGCCCGAUUGAAGACCAAGAUCCCCCCACCCAAAUGUCAAGUGGGCGAUCGGGUGCGUCUCAACAAGAAACAUCGUCCCUUCAAAAAAGGGUAUUUGCCAGGCUGGACGGAAGAAGUGUUUGUGGUCACGCAUGUGCGUCGUCAUCCCGUGGUGACCUAUCGACUCAGUGAAUGGGACGGCACGCCUAUAAAAGGCACGUUUUACGAACCCGAUGUGCAAAAAGUCCAAGUCUCAGACGAUUCAUUGUUUCGAAUCGAAAAAGUCUUGAAACGCAAAGGACGUCAGAUCUUGGUCCGGUGGAAAGGGUGGCCGGCCAAGUACGAUAGUUGGAUUCCUGCGCAAUAUGGUUCGCGUCAAAAUAACGCCUCGAAAAAGAAAAAAGCGGGUACGGUUUCUCGAUGAAGUCCUGGCGGAUUCCAGUCGACCGCGAGCUAGUUACACGCCCUCACCCACCAGUGACGCGGACGUCCUGAAAUUCAUCCAGAAGAAAGCCGCCGAACAACGGCAAACCCAACCGUGGUGGGACAAGUUGGCCAGCCCCACCAAACAGCAAUGGGCCUACGCCAAUGCUUACCAUCGAGCCGAAGAGUAUGCCAAGCAACGAGGGGCUUUACGGUCCCCACCCAAGAAAAAACGCCGACGCGCUGGACGGCAUCCCCCCAUGCGCAAGAAGAAACCCCCUAAACCCAAGACCUGCAUGACCCUGAUGGAACUGGCCCGGGCCUUUCCCAACAUUGCCCAGCAAGUGUGUUUUCAUCCUAAACAAUCGACCUUCAAUUCAGUGGUGGGACGUGUCCCUCGCAGUAAACAGAAAGUGGCGACUUGGCUAUAAAAGGACCCUGCACCCUGGGGAACGUGCCUUAUCUUCAUCCUCAACAUGAGUGAGAUUAAACGCUUGACACUCAUCAGCGAUCCGACCGACGAGUUUCCCAACAAUGCCAACAACAGUUUCAAGGUCCGUCUGCCCGAACGCAUGUCCUUACCAGGCACAGGCUGGCAUGCUUCGUUGAUGUCCCUGACCGUGCCAGAUCAAGGUCAGAGCAAUGCCAUCAUUGCGGCGGAUCCGCAUACCAAAGUGAUCAAAUUCAAAAUGAGCUAUGUGAUCCGCAAGUGGGUGACGGGGAUGUACCGAUUUGCCGAGAUAAAAACCGUGGACUGCGUGUUGGAAUUGGAAGAGAUCAUGAAUGCGAGUCAAAUCGUGGCGACGGGGAGUCAGUUUUGGAAACGCGUGAUGCAAGAAAUGCACAACAAAAUGAUGCACAAUGUGAUGGCGGAACAAAUGCGGUGGCUGGUCACGGAACCUGACGAAAGACCUAUUGUCAGUGCCAAACAAAACGCCAUGCCCCGACUGACCUGGAAAAAAGGUGCCUUGGUGAUUAAGGCCCUUCCCGUCAUGGAUUUGAUUAAAGAGGACAAGACCGCCAUCACUGAUUUUUUCAUCAACCUGGACAUUGCGCUCAAGUUUGGGUUGGUAGAGGAAAAGAUAGUCAACAACGAGACCAAGUAUUACCUAGGGCCCAAUAUGCAAUACACGCUGCCCACCAAGACGUACGAUUCGGACACUCCACCCAAAGGAAACUCCAAUCGCUCGCCCUACAACUGGGAAGGUGUGAAUUACGAGGCCGUCAAUCCCUCCUUGCUGUUUGGCAAAAUGGUCAGCAGUAUUGAACAUGAUCCCAUGCAGGUUCGGACCCAUCAGGGUGUGAAGUUUUUGCAUUUGUCCUUGCUAGUGGAAUGGCAGUUGAACAACCUGGAUGCCUCGUUUGAAAAGAUCGUGGGGACUCGCAGACGGACCGUCAUGGUCUAUUCGGAUCUGGUCGAAUCCACGGUGGUAGGGAGUGGCAAAUAUCCCCUGUUGCGGGAAGUGCAAUUGUUGAGAACCGGCGAUGGGGAAAGUACAGCCGAACCCCUGCACCACCAAUGGAUCAAACUACGAGGAAAUCAACUAGACAUCUUGGAAGUGGAGAUUGCCAGCACUGGUGGACCCCUGGCCAUCUUACCCCCGGGCAAAACCCUGGUGACCAUUGGUCUCAAGCAGCUAUAAAAAGCCACUCCACGUCUCUGGCAGGUCCAAAACACGACGUGAACCAUGCGCGGAGGCAGUUUAACGCGGUACCACACGCCCGUGCUCACCCAGCAAAAGGGCAAAGGCUUGGCCGAAGACUUGAUCAAAAUCGCGGGACCCCUGAUCGUGCAACAAGCUCAAGCGGGACUGCAAGAUAUUCAACGUGGCAAGAGUGCUGCAGCCACGUGGGCGGAUCGAAGUGCCCAACUCAGUCGCGGCUUGAAACGCAAAGCCCCUGCCAUGGCUUGGACGGCUGGCAAACACAAGGUUAAACGGACCGCUCAAAAUACCUAUAAAAGAGCCACGCAACGCGUACGGGACAUCUUUGGACUGUGAAAACAAUGGUACGUGUAGGAGGUUUUCUCAAAUCGCAAAAUCGCGUUCGACGGCAACGGGCCCGUGGACGGUUUAUUUCACCGUAUCAAGUGGGAGGCACGAUCUUUGGCAAGUCGACUACAGCGCGUUAUCCGCUGAUGCACACGUCCUCCCGCCAAUUGGAUCGUUACCUACAGCGCAGGAUGAAAGGGGGCACGAUUUUCGGCACGUCCACUCGUAGGCGCCAAAAUCCUUUGGGGUUCCCCACAGCAGCCGAUGGCAUCAAUCCUGCUCGAUGGAGGGUGGAACAGGCCCUGCGCCGCAUGAAAGGGGGCAAGAUUAUUGGGGCGUUGGGCAAGGGGGAUCUCCGAACAGUGUUGUGGGCCAAUCAAGCCAAAGCCCGGAAACAGAAGAAACAGAAAGGAGGCAACGUCUUUAGCCGAUUGAAAAAACGCAUUCAAAUCGAUUUUCCGCACCGCCCCUUUCCCGCCGCGCAUCCCAUCCAUGAUUGGCACAGACUACGAAAAGGUAUAAAAAGAGGACGUCGUUGAACCUCGUGGACAGAUCGCACCAUGUCGCUCGAACUGUUUGAGGUGCCUGAUGUGGAUUAUCGGUACGAAGCCUCGCGGGAGGUGGAGUUUCAACCCGCUUUGACAGGCAUCCAGCCCAUCACGUUCUCCAUUCCUGGCUCUGACGAUUAUUACGAUCUCAAUUCUCUCCGCUUCAAAGUCAAAGUGCGCCUGACCGAUCCAGCUGCUGGGUAUACAGGACUGCAUGCGGGUCUGCUCAUUUCCAAUGCCAACGAAACCAGACAUGUCUACUGCGUCAACAAUUUUGGCCACACCAUCUUUCGAGACAUUACCAUGAGCAUGAAUGGCGUCCUUGUGACCGAACAGAGCAACACUUACCAUUACAGAGCCUACAUAGAAACCCUGCUGAAUUACAACCGAGAAGAAGGAGCCACCAAGCUAGCUCCCCAAGGAUGGGUCAAUCAGCUGAAUGUAGCAGAAGAAAUAGGAGCCACCGCCGCCAAUUCUGAUGUCCCUGUGGCCGCGAAUUGGAGUGGCAAUGCAGACUUGCGAACCCUGACCAGCAAGUUACUGAGUGAAAAUUGGCACACCUUCAUCGUUCGCCCCCAUUUGCCCACCCUCCAUACAGGCAAAUUGUUGGUCCCCAAUAUCCAGAUGGACUUUGAACUGUUCCUCAACCCCAAGACCAUCUACCUGAUGGGCUCCCCCAACAAAGGCACCUUAGUCACCAAGAAAAUUCCAGCCAUCCACAAUGAUGACAUCAAAGUCACCUUGUUGAUGAGAAAAGUGACCCUGAAUGCUGCUGUCUAUGUCAGACUGCAAAAAGAAAGACAACUGAACAAACAGAUUGCCCGCUACCCUGUGGUGCGGAGUGAAAUUCGCACCUUUUCCUUUGAUGGACGCACCACCCAAUGGGAACAAGACAAUGUGUUUGUGGGUCGAUUUCCUGAUCGAGUGAUCGUCGGGUUAUUGCAUUCGGAUGCCUUCAAUGGAGACCUGGAAAGAUACCCUUUUGCCUUUCAAAAGUUUGGGGUCACCCAAGUACGACAGACCUUGAAUGGAGAAGAAUACCCUUACAGAACCCUGCAAUUGACAGGAGACCAAGCCUAUGAAGAUUUGCUGGGCUACGAUCGAUUUCUACAAGCCAUGGGUGCCUACAAUGAAAACAAGAUUCCCAUGCUGCUGCCUGGUGAUUGGGGACAAGGCAAGAAUUGUACCUUGUUCAUGUUCAACAAUGUGCCUAGUCAAAAAGCCGAUGACCCUGAAUAUCGCAACCCCCGUCAAUCGGGCAAUACGCGAUUGAUUAUUGAUUUUUCGGCGGCUGUGGGACACAACGUCACCGUCUUGAUAUGGAGCGAGUAUGAAAACAUGUAUGAGAUCAACCAUCUGGGAGGUAUAAAGUACAACAUCAACGGCUGAGAAAUCAGAAGUCAAAAGACACCGAGCAUGGAGUUUGUGGCACUCAGUGACACUGUGUUGCGGACCCUGGCCUUGGAGGAUCCCGAAUUACGACGCGUGUUUCAUGGGGUGCAUCCCGCCGACCAACUCCCCCGAUCCCCCGCCAAGGAGAUCCGUCAAGCCUACAUUGUCAACACGGACCCCGCGGGAGAACCGGGCCAGCAUUGGUUGGGCCUAUGGACCGAAAAAAACCAGUGCGAGAUCUUUGACAGUUAUGGUCUACCCCUGCACGUGUACACCACCCCGGAGUUGCACCAAUGGUGGGGUCAAUGGAAGUACCUGACGCGCAGUGACCAGACCCUGCAAGCCCUGGAUAGUCAAACCUGUGGCCAUUAUGCUUUAUUUUUCUUGAAAGCCCGGGCACAAGGACGGUCGUAUCAAGAAUUUUUAAGUCAAUGGAGUUGCGAUAAUUUAGUGUUGAAUGAUCAAAAAGUGGCCGAGCAGUUGAAACGGGUGAUCAAACAGGAAUUACAAGAUGAAGUGGAUGCCCGACCUGAUGGGGGGCAAAAGAAUGUAAGCCGCCAGGCCUUUAUCACGUGUCAUCCUUGUGCAUGUUAAUAAAAACCAUAAAACGAGAUGUGUUGUGAACGAGUGGUCAUUUGUCUCUCAUGAUGAUUACGCGAAGCGAUGUCCAGCGUAUUGUGGAUGCGUUCAUUCUCGAAGAAACCUUGUAUUGGUGGGAACACCCCAUCGAACGGGUCAACACGGUGCAAGGCAUUGAUGCCUGGGAUGGGUAUCAUUGGCUCAUGGCCCGACAAUUGGCCCAAGACCAAGAUUGGGUCUCUCUCAAACAGUAUAUGGAUAGCAUGAGCGAAACGUAUUUAAGAGAGAUCAUGGAAGGUCUGAUCCAGUCUGAAUCGCCACGUGUGUAUCGCGAGUAUUGGACAGCAUGCCCCAUCGCAGACGACGGCGACGACAACGACAGGGCACCCGACGACCCUGCUUUCGCCAAAACGGGCGCGGGAUCAUGAGCGUGUUGGCCAAAGCCUAUAAAAUCGGGGAUAAAUUGGGACGCGACAAACGGUAUAAACGCAUGGGCGCUAAAGGGGCCACCGGUCAUUAUCGACGUCACCCUCGACCGUGGGAAUCAUGAUCCGACAACCUAGUAGUGUGAUCAUCGCAGGCCCGUCGGGUAGUGGCAAGACGGAUUUGGUGGAACAAUGGUUACGGUACCUGAACGUGUUUCAAGUCAAACCCCGCAAGAUUGUGUAUGCUUAUGAUCGUUGGCAACCCCGGUUCGAGCGGAUGCAGCAAAAAGAUGGAAUUCAAUUUUAUCGCGGGUUACCGGACCCCCGUCAUUUGACGCAAUGGUUUGGUCGAACGCGUGGCGGGGUGUUGAUCUUGGACGACCUGAUGGAAGAAGGGGGACAAGACAAGCGCGUGUUGGAUUUGUUCACCAAAGAUUCGCAUCAUCGUAACAUCACGGUGUUGUAUUUGACGCAAGAUUUAUUCCCGCCUGGCAAAUUUUCCAAGACCAUCAAUCGCAACGCGCAUUACAUUGUGGCCUUCAAAAACCCCCGGGAUCAAACAGGGAUACGGACCAUUUUAUUGCAAGCCUUUCCGGAUCGGUGGCGUCAAGUGUUGCGCCUAUUUAAACGCAUCACGGCUCGACCUUUUGGCUAUUUGAUGUUGGAUGUGCAUCCAGCCUCGGAUGAUCGCUACCGCCUGUGGAGUCAUUUAACGCCCCGAGAAGGCAAGGCGCAAGUCCACACCUUGCGUGCGGAUGUCCCUGCCGUUCGAAAACGAACUGCAACGAGAACUCGCCAGGGUUCGUCGGCAAAGAGAAGGCGGACAACAUACUGAGUUAGCCGCUCGCAUGGAUACACACUCACCCGCGGGGGUAGGUUCCCCCUCGGUCCUCCGAGAUCUCAGCAGCAUGACGGACAUGGUGACCGAAUUGUCUCGACCCGUGGAUCGGGACCAAUUGAAUCAAGACAUUGAGGAUUUUAAUUUGACUUACCCGGUCAAUGUAGACGAUGCCUUGAAUGCCUUCACGCUCCCACCCGUAGCAGGCACUGGCACGGCCCCCACCACCACCACAGUCCCCAUCACUACCACGGCAGCCCCAACCCGUCCCACCACAUCGACCCGAACUCGUCCCACCACGACUACCACCACCAGUCGACCACGACCCGUCACCUCCACCCGAACACGCCCUGCUACCACCGCCACGACCACCACGGCUCCCUCACGCCCCUCCACCAGCCGCCGCAGUGUUGGGGCAGGGACCAGGACCACCACCUCCACGGUGACGACCCCCACUGGACGCCCCACCAUCGCCGCCAAACAACCGCGACGGCGCCCCAGGGUGCCCUCCCCACCAUCCCCCGAUUCGUCCCCUCCGUCCGAGGAUGACGAGGAUGACGAUGAUGACGAUCGAGGGCGAGGUUUAAGGCGACGAUUGGAUUUGCUCAAUGAAGAUGCUCAAGAACGGGCUCGAGGUCGACGCAUCCGCAACAUCACGCACACUAAUACCGUCACCACCGUCUACGAAGAGGGGGGUCGUCCCUCGGUGCGCCGCACGUCCACCCGCACGUCCGGCCCACGACCCCCACGUCGAGGACGGGGCCGUGGCCGCGGCCGCGGCCGUGGGCGAGGUUCCAGGUCUGCGUAAAACAGAAAAAAGGAUAUAAAAACAGUUGUCUCUUGGCCACAUCAUUCUAAAAAAUGUAUGGCCGUUGUGGACACGCGAUGGGACGCAAACGCCAACGCAGGACGACACGACGACGACCCGCCAAACGACGACGGCGUGUGAGUCAAGUAGGGGGUGUUGCAGCCAGUUUACCUAUGGGCAUUCUCAAAGCCGGCUAUGGGAUCACCAAAGCCAUCGGGGAUCAUCAAACCAAGCGUGCCAUCGCCAUUGGCGAAAAACGUCGACGAGAAGUGGCUUCAGGCAAACGGAAAAAAUACGCGGGGGAAUCCUUUAAUUGUUCCAUUAUGUAAAAAAACUAUAAAAGACUAAAGGGGUGUCCUCCCUCGGACAGAUCAUCAUUAUGCAUUGUGGUCCACGACGACGAAAACGACGCCGAAAGCAACGCGGGGGUAUUCUCCCGUUUCUCAUCCCCGCAGCUGUGGCUGCAGCCGUCCUCAUGAAGAAGAAAAAGAAAAAGAAAGUGGGCAAGAUGAGUGCAGCCAAUCAACGACUGGCCCAACGACGGGUCCAGCGGAUGUUCAAUCGAAUGCCGGGUUGGGCUGGUUCGAAACGCUGAAAAGGCUAUAAAAGAAACGCUUGGUGGGACACACGAUUCUCAUUGAAGAAUGGUUCGUGGCCCCAACGGUCGUCGACAUCGUUAUGUCCCUCGAAUACGACGCCGCCGACGUGGACGCCAACGCGGUGCUAAACUCCCGUUGUUGGCAAUGGCUCUCUCGCCUUUGUAUCUCCGGAAAUUCAAACCCAGAAUCCGACUACGACGCCCAGACUAAACGACGCCCAAAACGCAAAGCCGUCACGUUUGCGUUGGAUUGGGAUGACCAAUAUGACGCCGCUUUGUGUGCCCGGUGCCGACAUCACAUGCAACGGCAUUAUCAUGGUGAAUUGUGUGGUCGGUGUGGCGCCAUUUUUACCAUAAAUAGACCUUGGUCGUUGCCUGAACUGAAGAUUCAUCAUGGGGUGGCGCAUGGAACGUCAAGCCCCGUUCUUAAAAAGUGUCUUACGAGAAGCCAAUCAACACAAACGACAAGAAUUGUUGCGGAUGGCCAAUGCGGAUCAGAUCAAUGCUGUCAGUGAAUUGGUGAUGAAUACCCUCCGUGGCACCGUCCCCCGUUCCCGGCAGACCAUUACGUUACUCAAACCUCACGCUCAGAGUUUACGCGCCAUGGCUAAACCCGCUCAUUCCGUCAAACGACGACGCGCCAUCAUGAUGGCUCAAAAAGGGGGUGCCCUUUGGCCGGAACUCUACCGAUGUUAUAAACGUUGCAUGCGCUAGACCCGACCCCUCAGUUGCACCAUGGAACCCGAGAUGGUCAGCACCACGGUGAACAAUGCCCCGGCUUUUUUGCAAUUACGAGACCAGUACAAACAAGAAUUGGUGGAAGACACUCGCUUGACCAAAGCCGCCGAUUUGGCCGCCAAACAACAUGUACUUCUGACCAGUGAUGUCCCUGAUGCUUGGAAACGGCCUCAACUCAAAGCCGUCAGCCGUCAAUUACGCCAUUGGACUAAAAAAGUGCGCCAACCCUUUGGAGCCGCUGCUGGGGGUGUGACUGCCGCAGGGGCCACCACCCCGGGCGAUGAUGAUUUUGAAGCGGGUCCCAUGCAAGCCUGGUUCACGCAAUUGGUCAAGGCUACCCAGGGUAUAAAACAAGGCACCCCGACGCGUGGACCCAGAAAACCCCCUGUCCCGCCCAAGCCAAAGUUCACCCCUAGUGCCAAAAAGAAACUCAAGUUCACCACCCCAUCGACCAGUGCGGAGUUGGCAAAAGAAUUGCCCUUUUCAGAGGACGUGGGCCCGAAACCUUGGGACACCCCCUCCUUAGCCAUCAAGCGCAAAAUCAGACAAAAAGCCAAAGAAGUGGCCAAGAAAAAAGCUAAAGAAAAAGCCGCAGGUUGGGCCAAGAAAGCCUUGGAUUGGAAAUCGUGGAAAACCCCCUAAGAUGGGACGCAAACGCCGUGCUGCGACCUCCCGUUCCCGAGCGAGGCGGCGACGACGACGCUCGCAACGGGGCGGCAAAUUAUUUGAUGUGCAGAACCUCCUUAACAAGACGGGUAUUGAAUUUCAUUGGCCCGGUUAUCAGUACAUGGGACCUGGCACUCAUUUAAAGAAACGAUUGGCCCGUGGGGAUCCCGGUAUCAACCGAUUGGACAGGAUUGCCAAAGCUCAUGACAUCGAUUAUGAUAAAGCCAAGAAUUUGAAAGACAAAUGGGCGGCGGAUCGCAAGAUGAUUGCCAAGAUUGAUCAACUCCCUGGCAGUAAAAACUUAACAGAGCGUAUUGUGAGACGCAUUAUGAAAGCUAAACUUCGAUUCGGCAUGUAAACCCCCUUUAGUCAUAAAACAAGACACUAUGUUCAAUAGCACAAUGAUUUAAUUAAACUUUUGUUCUUACAAGUACGAGUCCAUUUUUUGUAAGGCCUCCGCGCGAAGGGUUUGCACACUGUCCUCAUUAGGUACCAUUAGGGGCAAGUCCAAUGGCAACCACGGGAGGGGAAAGGGACGCUCUAAUUCCUCGUCCAACCAGGACCAUUCUCGACGUCGAAUGGCUUCCAUUCGCUUGUUGUACCGUUCUUUCUGCAAUGCUUUCCACCCUUCCUCGCCCAACUCUUUUCUUUUCUGGGCUGCCUGCUCUCGUCGAUGGGCAUUGGUCCGUUGCAGAUAAGCCCGGUAGGUCCCUCGCUCUUUCAUUUUCUCCCGCCAGUUUCUCUGACACUGGGCGUUUUUACGCUUGACCUCCUCCCGCUGUUCCUUGCUCAUGCCGUAGUAGCGCUGCAUCCCCUCUUGAGAUUUUUUAGCUUUGAAGGCAUCGUACUCACCACUGACUUUCAACCGAGCCAUUCGUUCAUGGUAGCGGCGACGGUGAAGGGCCUUGACAUCCUCCAUUCCAUUCAUUUUGGCAUAUAGACGUUGCCGAUACGCUUUUUGUUGCGCUUUGUUUUUUACAGGGUCCCGUUUUUUCCUUGGUUUGGGGGGCUGGCGCGAUCCUGGCGUAUCCAUGCUCAAUCUCCAGUAAACGGGCAGUGCACUCAUCGGCCAAGGCUUGCAAUUUUUGGAAGGGAUGGGGUGUCUCUCGAGCUCGGGCACGACGGUCCCGUUGUUGUUGGACGAUCUUGUCGCGGUGUCGAUGAUAGUACUUGCGAUUCAGCGCCCGUACUUGGUCUCCGUGUGUGGCUCGGUAUCGGUUACAGGCCAACCGGUUCAAUUCACGAGCUCUGGCCAACUGUUCCUGGGUCGGAGGUGGUUUGGGUGGCUUGGGCGGUUUGAGUUUUUUCUGAGCCGCCCGCUUCUCCCGUUUCUGUGUCGCAAUCCUCUCCCUGUGUUUCAGGUACCACCGGUGUUUAGCCUCUUUCACUUUCUCUGGAUCUCGAUUCGGCAUGUCUCGAACGCAACUGACGUCUGGUCUGAACGCUGGCUUAUAUCUAAGAUUCCUUCCACCAAUCACCGCUCUCGCACCAGGCUCAGCGGAGAUUGGAAAAAUCUGUACCCAUGGGGGGCACCCCCCUCAAUCCUCCUCCUGUCUAAUCAACCCCUCCCCAUCCCCUUCAUGGACUCUCACCUGAGUCUCACCUGACUCUCACCUGAGUCAAGUCCACCAAUCCCUGUUCAUCUGAUCACGUGUUUUUGGGUCUAUAAAAGUCCGCGUCUGGCGCGGGAAAAUUCAAAUUGUCUCCUCCGUCAUGGCGGAGGACCACUGGUAUCCUGACAGUGAUGAAGAAGAAGAAGCUCUAUUAAACCGCGCUUAUGACCGGUGGGAACAAUUGGGCGGAGCCGUUCCCGCUCGAGGCCCUCUCUUCCAAUUCAUUAUGCAACCUAUUGGUCGACGACGCCGCUGGCGGAAUGUAGUGGAACGCGCACAAUUCAAUGCGCAAUUGCGUCAAUUGCGGGAUCCUGGUCCUGGAGAUAAUAUUGGGAUGGCCCUCACGGAAGCCUUGCAUCAAGCCAUUGAAACAGAACUCGACUGCGAGCAGCGACCUGCCCAUCAUUUUGUGAACUUUGCUAUUACAGCGCAUGGGUUCACCCACGCGUAUCAAACCGCCAAUUUUACUGUGGGAGAAUUUUUACAACGCACGGCUCGUUUGGAUGAGAUGUUGGCCACCUUGGCCGGAAAAUUAAACAGCAAUGAAGCCUUCAACCCCGAUCGUGGGUUCCAAGUGGAUGUAGUGUUCGUGUCCAUGCCUGGCCCAGGGUCUGGUCGACAUAAACAACGCAAUGCCGGCCGUUUAUGCCUGGAUCGGGUCAACAAGAAAAAGAGAUGCAUUAUCACCAUCAAAAAUAGAGAUACUUUAUGUUGCGCCCGCGCCAUUGUCACCAUGCGUGCUCAUUGCCAUAAAAAUCAAGGCGUGGACGGGUUUCGCGACUGGGAGAAUCUCAAACGUGGACUUCCUGUGCAACAACGUCAAGCCCAGGCUCUUCAUCAGCAAGCGGGUGUCGCGGAGGGUCCCUGUGGCAUCCCCGAGCUUCGUCAGUUUCAACAAGCGUUGGGAUCUCACUAUCAACUCUUGGUGAUGACCCGGAUGAAACCGUUCUUUUUAAUUUUCAAAGGCCCCACCGCCCCUCAUCAGAUUCGUUUACUGAAAUCCAAUGAUCAUUUUGAUGGUUGCACGUCUUUUCCUGCGUUUGUCAAUCGCUCCUAUUAUUGCCUGGACUGUGAACGAGGGUUCAACACCGAUGAUCGAUCCCAUCAUACUUGUCAAGGAAGACGCUGCUCCGCGUGUGGACGCUUUGAUUGUCCGGAGUAUGUGGCUGGUACCCGCCCCACCGAGUAUUGCAGUCUGUGUCACCGUAAGUUUUACGGUCAUCAAUGUAAACGUUAUCAUGAAGUCAGCCACCAAUGUCAAUCCAUCAAAACGUGUCUCAAGUGUCAAGCCCAAUACACGGUCGUCCGCCACCAACGUCAUCAGUGCGGGUACGCCAAAUGUUCUGUGUGUCAGGAAUGGGUGCCUAUUCAAGACCACAAGUGUUACAUUCAGCCUGCGGUAGAGCCAGAGGAGACUGAACCGACAGAGGAGGGGGGAGGUCGCAUGGUGGCGCCACCCCCUCCCCUGUUUGUUUAUGCAGAUUUCGAAGCCAUGCAGAAUGCAGAAGGGGUGUUUGUGGCUAAUUUACUGUGUUAUUCGUCCAGUGUCGAAACCACCAUCCAUGUAUUGGACGGGGAGGACUGUGCCCUCCAAUUUUUGCGUGAUUUGGAUGAUCUCACGGACGUGCCUGACUGUGAAGAUCAGCGGGAGAUUCUCGUGGUGUUUCAUAAUUUAAAAGGCUUCGAUGGCAUGUUCAUUCUCCAUGAAUUGUACCAGCAACAACGCGUGGUGGAGGAUCAACUGACGGUGGGAGCUAAAGUGUUGUCGUUCAAGAGUGGACCCCUCAAAUUCAUUGACUCGUUGUGUUUCUUGCCUAUGCCGCUGGCCUCUUUUCCUAGCACCUUCAAUUUGACUGAGUUAAAGAAGGGCUUCUUUCCUCACUUGUUCAAUACCCCUGAUCACCAACAGUACGUGGGUCGCAUCCCUGAUCUGGAAUUUUACGAUCCUGACGGCAUGAUGGCCAAAAAGAAAGACGAACUGACCCGUUGGCAUGCCGAUCAAGUCCGUCGUAAUGUCACGUUUAAUUUCCAGCAAGACAUGAUUGAUUAUUGCAAAUCGGAUGUAGCUCUAUUGAAAGCGGGGUGUGAAGCUUUUCAACACGAAUUCGAACAGCAGGCUGGCUUCAACCCCAUGGCCAAGUGUAUCACCAUUGCCAGUGCCUGCAACUUGUAUUGGCGCAAGCAUCAUUUGACCCCCGAUACCAUCGCGGUGGAACCUCUGGCGGGUUGGCGAGGGGCCCAAGUCAAUCAAUCCCUCAAAGCCCUGCAAUGGCUCUAUUAUCAAGAACACCUCCUUCCCAAAGAGGGGGCUAGUGCUGACCGCAUUCGUCAUGUCCGAAACGGGGGUGAACAGUCGAUCCGAACCAGCGCCCAUCAUUAUUUUGUGGAUGGCUACGAUCCUGUGACCCGCAUUGUCUACGAAUUUCAUGGAUGUCUCUAUCAUGGCUGUCCCCGUUGUUAUCCCGUGAGAACCGCCAAACAUUAUGCCACACCAGAUCGAACCGUGGAGGAACUCUAUCAAGCCACGCUCGCCAAACGCAUGAUCUUGCUCCGAGCAGGCUAUACAGUCCUUGAAAUGUGGGAGUGUGAAUGGGACCAAUUGGUGGACACCGAUGAAACCGUCCAACGGUUUCUCCAUUCCUUCGAUCUGGCAGCACCCUUAGAACCCCGUGAAGCCUUCUUUGGGGGCCGAACCGGUGCGGUGGCUUUGCAUGCUGUGGCUGGAGAAGGCGAGGAAAUACGCUAUGUGGAUGUGACCUCUCUGUAUCCAUGGGUCAACAAAAAUUGUCCCUAUCCCAUCGGACAUCCACGGAUCAUCACGCAACCCGCUGACCAGUCCCUGGAAUCUUAUUUUGGUGUCGCCACCGUGGAUAUUCUUCCUCCCACUGGUUUAUUCCACCCUGUUCUACCCGUGCGCAGCGGAAACAAGCUCACGUUUCCUCUCUGCCGCGCCUGUGUUCGGACCGAGCAAGCCCAACCCAUGUUGACCCGAACCCACUAUUGCCCUCAUUCUGACGCAGAUCGUAUGCUACGUGGUACCUGGUGUACACCCGAAUUGGUCAAAGCCGUCGAAAAGGGGUACACGCUGAUCAAGAUUCACGAAGUCUGGCAUUUUCCCCCUGAACAACGUCAAACGGGUCUUUUUGCUGAUUACGUCAACACCUGGCUCAAGUUAAAACAAGAAUCUGCAGGAUGGCCCAGUUGGUGUCAGACCCUUGAGCAAAAACGCAAUUACAUUCUUCGUUACCAGGAACGGGAAGGCAUCCGAUUGGAUAUUGCCAGCAUUGCCAAAAACCCCGGUCGUAAAGCCACCGCCAAGCUCAUGCUGAAUAGUUUCUGGGGCAAAUUUGGGGAGCGGAUCAAUAAACCCACCACUGUCACCGUUCAACACCCCGCCGAUUUGUUCAAUCUCAUUUCCGAUGCCACCCUCGAUCUCAGUACGCUCCGCCUUUGCACGGACGAUAUCUUGGAAGCCGUUUACACCAGUGUCCAAGACAAUGCUGUCAAAGGGACCAAGACUAACAUUUUCAUAGCGGCGUUCACCACCUGUCAUGCUCGACUCAAGCUCUACGAGUCCCUGGAUACCCUGCAACAGCAAGUCCUUUAUUACGACACUGAUAGUGUGGUAUACAAAUGGCGGUCCGGUCAACCCAGCAUUGCCACUGGGGAUUUUCUCGGGGACAUGACCGAUGAAUUGGAGGGAGACGUCAUCACCGAAUUUGUUUCGGGGGGCGCCAAGAAUUAUGGGUAUCAGACCCGUGGUGGUAAAGUCGUGUGCAAGGUCCGCGGUUUCACGCUCAACGUCCGUGGAUCAGCCAUUCUCAAUUUUCAGACCAUGAAAGAGAACAUUCUGUCGGAACUAGAUUCGCCCCAGGAGUCUCGACGCAAUUUGAGUAUCACCAACCCUUAUUAUUUCAAACGAGAUUUAGAACAGAAACAAAUUCAAGUGGUUCCGCGCGUGAAGCAGUAUGGGUUGGUGUUUGACAAGCGUGUCAUUGAGGUCGCCACUCGUUCCAGUUAUCCCUAUGGCUAUGAGAGGAUUGGAGAUGAACUUGACUUGCUAUUAGAUUUGUAAUGGGCGUGAUAUCACUAGGGUGUCACACACGUCCCGCUUGUACCCAGGUUUCACGCGGUUCAUUAAAACUAUGCCAAGAAUGUGAAUUCAACUCUUGUGUGUGCGUGUUCUUUAUUCCUAUGGGGUCACGUGAAUUUUAUGACCAUAUAUGGGCAUUGUGACGUCACCUAAGUCACAUGGGCCAAAUGCGCGAUGCUGAUUGGUCGAGAGAAACUUUGCUGCGCUCUGAUUGGUUGAUACCUAUUGUAGCCACUAUUACUACUCUUACAUAAACUCGCUCACGAAUAUCAAAUCGACUGUGCUCUUCGUAAGUGUGAACACUUUCUUUGGAACGCUUCAUAUUCUGUGGUUGCUGGUUGUUUACACAUCAAAGAUCUUUUUCCAUUUUUUGAAAUGAAGCAGUUUAAAGACGAAAAAGAACAAAUUCUGUCUUUGUUAAUUGUUGGUCAGGAGUACCAGCUAGAAAGAGUUGUAGCAGCUUGUGUACACUUGGCCAGCUACUUCACUUUGAAAGCACUAAAACAGGAUUAUGUGGAAUUAUGUGAUCUUAUCACUAAAGAAAAUUACUGUAGGAUACUCGAAAGAAUGAUCGAACGCUUGGAAGAUAGUUUUUUUGUUUUCUGA